AUGUCGUCCACCGCACCCGAAGCGUCCGUCCUACCGCCUGCACCAUGGAAGAAGCAGUUCCACGAAGACCUCUCCAAGAUGAAAUCACCAGAGUUUGUACUAGGCACACUGGAUUCGGCGCCCCCGGGCGCGCCCGUACCUUUUGUUCCGCGCGUGCGAUUCUGCAUCUUCCGUGGCUUCUGGGCCGAGUUGCCGGAGAACAAGCACAAUGAUGCGGAGCGCAACCCUCGGGUGUACGAGAGCGAUUGUCCUACCUUUACGACGGAUGUGCGCAUGGAGAAGGUCAGGCAGAUUUUUGCGACGAGUGCGGGGCAUGCGGAGAGUGAAGGUCAGGUUCAGGGUAGUGGUGGGGGUGGUCCUGUUGAGGCGGUGUAUUGGAUCUCAGAGGCUGGGACGCAGUGGAGGAUUAAAGGGCGGGCUUUUGUUGUUGCGGAUGAUAUUGAAGGCGAUGGGGAGAGUAGUGGAGUGAGGACGGUGAAGAGCGAGGUGGGGAAGAGGAUGAGGCAUCUUUCAGAGGGUGGGCAGGAGCAGGAUUGGAGCUGGCAGAAGGAGCUGACUGGCUUCUUUGGCAACCAAUCUCCAGGCAUCAAAGGAUCUUUCAAGAACCCACCUCCAGGACAGGCCGUUGACAAACCUUAUGAUGAGAAGAACCUCAAGCUGGGAACAAAGGCGAAUGAUCUCCACGACUCUGUUGCACGCAAAAACUUCCGACUGGUCAUCAUCGUGCCCGAUCAAGUCGAGAUGACCGAUCUCAGCGACCCGGCGAAGGGAAGAAGAUAUCGAUACACAUUUGAUGACUCUACGCCAGGAAAGGCUACCUGGAAGACCGAAGAACUAUGGCCGUGA
Messenger RNA from Plenodomus lingam JN3, 846 nucleotides. RefSeq lists its product as uncharacterized. The record is from RefSeq and is a predicted model, not a curated record. Gene Ontology annotation, molecular function: FMN binding. Lineage: Eukaryota; Fungi; Ascomycota; Dothideomycetes; Pleosporales; Leptosphaeriaceae.